AGAGGGACCCGGCGGCCGGCAAGCAAGGGAAUACAGAGAAAUCGACUUUUGUCGAUCGAUUGCUGCAACUCCGAAAUUUCUGGCAAAUUCUUCGCGUCUUCUUCCCCUGGAGGAAAUGGCGGAGAACGGCGUUCUGCAACACCUAUUACAUGACGACGACCCUCCUGACAUCCAGUCAAAGAUACCGCCGGGGAGGGCGAGGAGGUUCCGGCGCUGCCAGACGGCGCCGUCGCACAACGUCGAGCAGGGGUCCACUCUCCAGAGCCGGCAGGGCCCCAGCGCCGCCUCGCCGUUGGUGCCGCCCAAGGGGCUGCUCACCGGUGGCACGCGCCCGAGGUUCUGGCUCGUCGGCGUACUCCUGCUCGCGUACCUCUUCGCCGGGACCGCUGCCUUCUACCUCGUCAUGGACCACAUGUCCGGCGAUCGCAGCGGCAACCGCGCGCUGGACGCGCUCUACUUCUGCGUGGUCACCAUGACGACCGUCGGGUACGGCGACCUCGUCCCGUCCAGCGACGCCGCCAAGCUGCUCGCCUGUGCCUUCGGCUUCGCCGGCGUCGCCCUCGUCGGGGCCUUCCUCAGCAAAGCCGCCGACUACCUCGUCGAGAAGCAGGAGGCGCUCGUCUUCCGCUCGUUCCACCUCCACCACGCCGACGACUGCAAGUCCCUGCGCAACAUGGAGGCCAACAAGGUCCUCUACAAGCUUUACACCUCCGCCGCGCUGUUAGCCGUGAUCCUCGCGUCCGGCAUGGCGUUCCUGGUGAAGGUGGAAGGGAUGCGCCCCGUGGACGCCUUCUACUGCGUGUGCGCGACGGUGACCACGCUCGGGUACGGCGACCAAAGCUUCACGUCGACGGCCGGGCGCGCGUUCGCGGCCGCAUGGAUCACGGUGAGCACGCUGGUGGUGGCGCUCUUCUUCCUGUACGCGGCGGAGCUGGGCGCGGAGCGGCGGCAGAAGGCGCUGGCGCAAUGGGUGCUCACGCGGCGGACCACCAGCAUGGACCUCGAGGCGGCGGACCUCACCGGCGACCAUAGGGUUAGCGCCGCGGAGUUCGCGUUGUACAAGCUCAAGGAGCUCGGGAAGAUCAGCCGGGAAGACAUCUCUGAGUUCCUGGAGGAGUUCGACAUGCUCGAUGCCGACCACUCCGGCACCCUCUCGUGCCACGAUCUGGCCGUCACACAACCCGGCUAGCACGGCAAUCACCGGCCGGUUGCAAGGCAAUGUGACACACACAGCAGAAUUUUGUGGACAGGCGAGCCUUUCCGCAGGAUAAGCUCUGCCUCUCGAACACUACCAUCCAGAAAUACUCGGGAACGAAUUGAGUUUUUCGAGUGAAACAAUCUAGAGAUGAAGCGGUAGAUCGCCUCACGAGCGCCUUCCGAUAUGUGUAUGUAUAGUACGAUAGUGAACAUUAAUUUUGUUCCAGAUGGCUAGCCAAAAACACACUAAGGGCUUGUUCAGUUGUGCCUGGAUUCGUUCCAUGCUGGGAAAGAUAGAAACAAUAAGAGAUAUAGUAAUAGAUCGGGAUUUAUUCUGGGUUGCAAACUAAUUACAAUAAAACAAACUCAUGAUAGAUACAACAGGAAAUGAGGAAUCAUUACAUGAGUCUAGAGAUGUGGAAUUAA
Panicum virgatum (switchgrass) is the source of this 1623-nucleotide messenger RNA. RefSeq names its product two pore potassium channel b-like. The transcript has a single exon. Gene Ontology annotation, biological process: stabilization of membrane potential; potassium ion transmembrane transport. The record is from RefSeq and is a predicted model, not a curated record. Gene Ontology annotation, molecular function: potassium ion leak channel activity. Lineage: Eukaryota; Viridiplantae; Streptophyta; Magnoliopsida; Poales; Poaceae. Bases 116 to 1189 code for a protein of 357 amino acids. Gene Ontology annotation, cellular component: plant-type vacuole membrane.